AUGUUGCCGAAGCUCUUCUCCUCAUCCCUCGGCUCGUAUUUAGCGACGCUCACCGUCGUGCUGGGUUUCCUCUCGCAGAUAACGCAAGCUCUGGACAGGAAAAAGGUCACCGAGGUCUUCAAAGUCAAGGAAGGCACUGAGAAUGGUGGCUGUGACAACCAUCUCAUCGAUGUGUGGUUCGACGAAGCGUUUGAUCUCGCCAACCAUGUGGACGAGUGUUUGAAGGCCGCUCAAAAUGCUCUGGAGGAAAAAGAUCUGGAACACGACAAGGACUUGGACGAUGUGCUCGCAGCCUUUGUUGACGAUGAGGACAAUGAAGAGGACGACAAGCCACGGCUCUUUUGUGACAGCACGUUUGCUCUUGGUGAGAGCCCCGCCUCCCUUCUGACUGGUGCGAUAUUGACAAUUCACGGUACAGAGAGGGAAUGGGACGAUGCAGCUCUAGAAGAAGGCACAGGCAAUGAGUAUCCAUUGGAGCUAGUCAACGGCAGCCUUGUAGAGAAAAAAAUCGAACAAGCUCAGGCAGAGUGGUACAACGACAUCUUUAAAGAGAGAGAAGAGGACAUAGAGAAGGAGGAAGACGAGGCAAAAAGGGAAGCACUGCCCCCCCCCUGGUACCCAUUUUGGGUGGACCACUUGAAGAUGUAUCGCUUCGAUGUGAAGGGGGACUACUGCUCUGUGCCCGACAACAUGGCCGGUACUGAAGACCAACGACAGCCAACGAUCGUCACUCUCUGUCCUCAGAACUUCAAGAAAGAGAAAAACAAGGUGUGGUAUAAGAAACUUGACGAUAUCCCUGAAGUGAAAAAACAAGGACGUUCUAUUGGAACUAUUUCCUUACCGUCUCUCACCAUUUUCCACGAAAUGUUUCACGUCACCUUAUUGACCAAGCACACGCCUGACACUACAUAUAAACUCAGCCAAAUCACCAGGGACAAAGCACUUAAGGGGAACACGUUUAUAUCGUCGGAGCAGUCGCGUAGGAAUCCAGAAUCCUGGACUCUCUUUGCAUUGGCAUGGGAGAUGGGGUUAAGGAACCCUAAAUUCACAUUUGCCACUACAAAGGCUGUGAAAAAGUAA
Molecule: messenger RNA, 1080 nt
Organism: Fusarium keratoplasticum
Lineage: Eukaryota; Fungi; Ascomycota; Sordariomycetes; Hypocreales; Nectriaceae
Exons: 4
Coding region: 1-1080 (359 amino acids)
Molecular function (GO): metallopeptidase activity
Source: RefSeq, a predicted model, not a curated record